Molecule: messenger RNA, 1188 nt
Organism: Oncorhynchus mykiss (rainbow trout)
Lineage: Eukaryota; Metazoa; Chordata; Actinopteri; Salmoniformes; Salmonidae
Gene: ube2na
Product: ubiquitin-conjugating enzyme E2Na
Source: RefSeq, a predicted model, not a curated record
UCUCAUGACGCAAAAUGAGCAGAACACCGGAAGAGGUGUGUGCGCGCCUUUCGCUGUCAAUGCAAACGAAAGAGAAGAGUCACAGCUAAACCCCUCAUUAAAGACAAGAUGUCAGGACUGCCCCGUAGGAUCAUUAAGGAGACUCAGCGCUUGAUGGCGGAGCCUGUCCCAGGCAUCAAGGCGGAGCCUGACGAAGGUAACGCCCGCUACUUCCAUGUGGUCAUCGCCGGGCCCCAGGACUCGCCCUUUGAAGGCGGCACGUUUAAACUCGAACUCUUUCUUCCCGAGGAAUACCCCAUGGCAGCUCCAAAAGUACGCUUUAUGACCAAAAUAUACCACCCCAACGUAGACAAGCUGGGAAGAAUAUGUCUAGACAUAUUGAAAGAUAAAUGGUCUCCAGCCUUACAGAUCCGCACAGUCCUGCUAUCAAUCCAGGCAUUACUAAGCGCUCCUAACCCUGAUGAUCCUCUAGCGAAUGACGUUGCGGAGCAGUGGAAAUCCAAUGAAGCUCAAGCCAUAGAGACAGCCCGGACAUGGACCAGGCUUUACGCUCAGAACAACAUAGAAGUGUAGAAAAGGUGAAAAAAGCGGAGAGAAACCAAGCGGGAAGUCAGUGUGAACACACAUUCCUCAUCUUCUGCCAAGACCUCUUCUUCUACCUAAUUCAUGUGCAUUUAAAGGACACCAUAUUGGAGGGGGGGGUGUAAUAAAAAAAAAAAGUGAAAAAAAGACCAGUGAAUUUGAUAUAAAUGCUCAUAAGAGAAAUUGAAAAGCCUGACUUGUCGUCUUUGUCAUAAUUCACUACUGUUCAGAUGCAUCGGCAGAUCUGACUCACCACCUGGUUCUUUUUCCAUUCAUUUUGGAGGAAACCAGCAACAUCCGCUUUAAUGAGCUUCGUACAAAAAAAUAUAUUAAGAAAUAAGUGUCUAUCCCAUGCCUGUUUCAUGGGGGAGGGUAAGAUUUAUUGUCCAAGAUUUGCCUAACUUUUUACUUUUCUUUUAACUUUGUUGUCGCUCGUGAUGCUGGUUGUUUAUUGAAAGCAGCUGAUUAACCCCAGGUAGACACACCCUUUGAGACAGACUAUAGAUGGACUCAUUCCUCUAUAGAAGGCCUACUAGCAAAACAACAACCUAGCUCCUGCUAAACCACAUCUCUGACUUGAACAUUAAAUACAAGUAACAAUAUAAU